UUUCUCAUAGGAUGCAUGUUUUUUUUUAUAGCUUACCUUUACAUGUUUUAGCCUAUCGUAAAAAGAAAAGUAGAUUUUUGGCCUACAAUUUAAAUACUUUACUUAUAUAGGCCUACAUCAUUUUUGGCAACUACCAUUGCAAGCAGAAGUUAUUAUUGACAAAGUCUAAAUCAGUUAAAUGUAAUACACCUCAACCUAUGAAUUAUCAUUCAAUAUAAGUUAUUUUGAGAGUAAUGAAUAUCAAAAACUACAACCCCCAGUGCACAAUUCUGCUACAGCCUACUGGACGAUCAGAGUGUAUUACCGAAUUUCUUGCAGGAACAUGCUGCAAGCUAUUUUAGCCCAUAGCCUAUGGUAGAACAGUGUUGUCCAUUGCUUUAACGUAUUAUUGUCAGGUAUUAAGAUUACAUUUCCCGUCUUUUGCGUUUUUAAGGUAAAAAGUAGAGUAGAACUCAAUUGAAAUGUGUAGGUUUUUGGUUGACCAACAAUUUAAUCUAUUUGUUACCAUUUAAGCUACUUGUCACCCAAGCUUCUGAUCAGAAACAGCAUCAAGCUAAUUUAGCAGUUUAAACGGUGUCAAAUAGUUAAUUUUAAUACAUGUAUAUGUUCAAUGGAUGAUGAGAACGCAUUGAAAUAUUUAAUCAAGCUUACCCAGAAUGGCGAAUUGUGCACACUUAAAAAAGAACUUGGUGGCAACAUUGUUGCACAUUAUGUACAAAAAACAUUUCGGGAAAUCGGGUGAUACAUUGUUGCAUUAUGCCGCCCGUCAUGGCCACUUGGACAUUGUGCAAUUUUUUGUAAAAGAGAUUGGGAUGGACAUAGAGCUUUACAAUACCGACUACAAAAGAGCUCUGCAUGAAGCUGCAUCCAUGGGACAGCGGGAGUGUUUGAGCUAUCUGCUCACUGAAGGAGCCAAAGUAGACUGCUUAAAAAAAGCUGAUUGGACCCCUCUGAUGAUGGCCUGCACCCGGAGGAACCUGGGUGUGAUCCAGGAACUGCUGUCCCACAAGGCCGAUCCCACGCUGAAGAACAAGGACGGCUGGAACUCCUUCCACAUCGCCUGCAGGGAGGGAGACCCAGCAGUCAUACAGCACCUCCUACUGGCCAACCCGGAAGUCUGGAGUACAGAGAGCAAGACGCUGAGGACUCCUCUGCACACUGCAGCGAUGCAUGGCUGUGAAGAAGUGGUCAGCAUCUUGGUACAGAGGUGUGGUUAUGUUCCGGAUGGCAGGGACAGCUGUGGGGUCACUCCCUUUAUGGACGCAGUGAGGAACGGACACAUAUCUGUGGCCAAGCUACUGCUGGAGAAGCACCAGGCCUCUCCGACUGCAGCAGACAUCCUCGGGGCCCAGCCGGUGCACCAGGUUGCAGUCACAGCCCAGGAGGAGGCGCUAGAGUUCCUAGUGAGGGAUCUCGGAGUGGACGUGAACCAGACAGCCACUGACAUGCAGCUCACUUCCCUGCACUACGCUGCCAAGGAGGGCCACACCAACACAAUCAAAACACUCCUCACAUUAGGAGCAGACCUUCACGUCAGGGACAAAAAGGGAAGAACAGCUCUUCAUAUGGCGUGUAUAGGGCAGCAUGCAGAAGCGGUCAGGACACUCCUACAGCUGGGGCUAGUAGAUGUGGUGGAUGCCUCGGGCACCACUGCUCAACAGCUUGCCAAAAAAAACGAUGUGCUCAGAGUGUUUGAAUGUGAUUUGACAUAAACUACUGUCUAAAUGGAGAAUCAAUAAACUAUGGACAUUAAUGGUAUUCUGAAUGGCAGACUAAUAACUUCA
Molecule: messenger RNA, 1784 nt
Organism: Oncorhynchus kisutch (coho salmon)
Lineage: Eukaryota; Metazoa; Chordata; Actinopteri; Salmoniformes; Salmonidae
Product: ankyrin repeat domain-containing protein 16-like
Cellular component (GO): cytoplasm
Molecular function (GO): protein binding
Source: RefSeq, a predicted model, not a curated record